Molecule: messenger RNA, 774 nt
Organism: Stylonychia lemnae
Lineage: Eukaryota; Ciliophora; Spirotrichea; Sporadotrichida; Oxytrichidae
Source: the annotation of a GenBank genome assembly
AUGUUUAAUCCCUUAGAAUAUGGAUUAGAUAGAACUAAAGCCCUCGAAAACUUCAAGAAAAAAUAUGAAAAUUAUUUCAAAUAUAUUGAAUAAGAUGCCCUUACAGGGAGUGUUCUGUUUAAAUUUCACCCUGAUAAUUGCAGAAGCACAAUAGAUAAUUCAGACAGAUAAUUUAUAGGCUUAGCACCUGCAAAUAAUCUUAUCAUUUAAUAACUUGCAAAAGAUAUUGAGCUAUUUUUUUACAUUAAAAAUCAUAUCAAUAAUGUGGAGACAGGAUUAUUAGACAAUGAUAAAAAUAAUGAUGGGAUUCCAGAUUUUAUAUUGCAGAUUAGUCCAAUGUACAUAAAGGUAAAAUUGUUUGAAACUUAGGAGGAAAUGCAAGAAUAUAUGAAUCACGAAGAAUAUGAAAAAAAUCAAAAAUAAUAUCCUGGUCUCUGCUUCGGAGCAUCUUUGAAUUAGAAAUAUGAUAGUGAAUUUGAAUUAAGCAUGCAUUUUGAUGAUUCAGAAGGAAUUAUAGAAAGGACAUAGAAUAAUAUUCCUAAUUAAAAGAAUCCUGCUUUUGAUAAAUAUAGCAAUACUCCAAAUUUUGAUGCUUAUAGAAAGUAUGUGUAGCAGGGUUAUUCAUGGAUGUAAAAUUGGGUUGCUAAUUUAAUUCUCAAAUAAGCCACUAAAAUUGAUGAUGCUAGUAUUCACAUUGCUCUAGUGAUACAAUAUACAAGGAUGAUUUUAAGAUGGUCUUGGAAAGAACACUAUAUCCAAUAAUAAUAUUUAUGA